AUGAUGGAACUCUCGGACGCCGGCAAGACCGCGACCCUCUACUGCCUCUACAUGGAUCUGUACGUCAACUUCACUCCCUCUCUUUCCGAGAACCUUGAGACCAUCAAAUUCGAUUACAAGGACAAACGUGACAAGCGAGUCCUUAAUCUCUGGGAUAUCACUGAUCGAGAUAGUCGUGCUCUCAGACACUACGAGACUUGGCGGGCCAACUUUCGACAGUGCCCUCGAGGGACUCGGCGGACCAUGAUCCCCUUAUCGAUGGAACUGGCGGCCGAACGACUGUCCACUGUGCUACGAGAAGAAGUCGAAGACUUGACCUUACUUCCAUUGUUGGUUUUGGUCAAUAAGCAGAACUCUCCGUAUGCGAUGACUGUGGCGGAUGUGAAGGAUCUAUUGGGGUUGGAAAGGCUGCCGCAGGAGCUGGUGUGGCAUAUCCAGGGGGUAUCUGCAAUGUUGGAACACUCCGAUAUGGAGCCAUUAGGGAAUACGCAGAAAUAA
This is a messenger RNA of Linnemannia hyalina, 498 nucleotides long. Lineage: Eukaryota; Fungi; Mortierellomycota; Mortierellomycetes; Mortierellales; Mortierellaceae. The record is from the annotation of a GenBank genome assembly.